ACUCCUAUACUUCAUUAUCAGGGUUCGAUCACAAGACCAUUUCCUCUGCACAACCUCCAUUGACAUUUCCUCUUUCUCAAGAGAAAAGAGUCCGGACGAGGGAAACAACUGAAAACCAAUAGUUAUACCAUGAACACACAGAACUGAACCAAACGACGAUUAACAAAGUAGAAAGGAAUUAAUCAGUGAAUGGGGAGAUGGGUAUCUUCCCUCAUCCUCUCAUACAUCGCCAGAAUACCCAAAUCUCUCGCUUGUCGUAACCCUAGCCAUAGCCCCAUCCUUUCUCGUCCUCUCACACCUCUCCACCACCUCUUACCUUCUUCAAAACCCAGAUUUCAAUUCCUCGGUUCAAGGGUGUUUUCUGCAAUCCCAUCACCAUACAUCAACUAUGGAAACGAAAUUGAUUCCGAGAAUUAUGGAGAGGACUACGUGUCGGAGUCCGAUGAAGAUGAGGAUACAGGGAAAAUCCCCAUCAAAGCCUUUUUUCUGUGUACCAGUAUCGAUUUGAAGAGCAUGCAAGCCGAGAAUUCAAGCAAUGUUAUUCCUCCAACCUCUCGCUCAACAAAUUAUAUUGCCCUCAGAUUUCGCAAUUUCCCUUCAGAAGCUACUGGAAUUGGAGUUGAAGAGAAUGUGAACUACUGGCGUUACAUGGUUGUAUCCCAAUACGGGUCGGCUGUCCUGUUCAACAUGGAGGAUGAUGAGGUUGAAUCUUACCUGGAAAUCAUUAGAAGACAUGCUUCUGGAUUUCUUCCAGAGAUAAAGAAAGAUGAUUAUGCUGUAAAAGAGAAGCCAAUGUUGGUUGAGGAUAUGCAGGGAGGUCCAGACUAUAUUGUUCUAAAACAUCUGGACACUGAUAGUAUCCGCAUUAUUGGUUGUGUGCUUGGGCAAAGUAUUGCUCUGGAUUAUUUUGUUUCACAGGUUGAUGGUAUGGUUGAAGAAUUCACAUAUAUAAACCGUGGAAUGGAGAAAACUGGAACUUUCACAAUGAAUAGGAAGAAACUCUUUCAACUGGUUGGGAAGGCAAAUUCGAAUCUCGCCGAUGUAAUUCUCAAAGUCGGUCUUUUUGAGAGAUCAGAAAUUGCUUGGAGAGAUGCAAAAUAUGCUCAAAUCUUUGAGUACCUUAGGGAGGAAUAUGAGAUCACGCAACGUUUCGGAAACCUUGAUUUCAAAUUGAAAUUUGUUGAGCACAACAUUCAUUUUCUUCAAGAAGUCCUCCAAAACAGAAAGUCGGAUCUCUUGGAAUGGUGCAUCAUAUUCUUGUUGAGUAUAGAGAAUGUUAUAUCAAUAUGUGAGAUCAUUCGUGACACGACAACUGCAGCUCCUUUGUGAUAAUGAGUUACACCAAGGUACACCAAGAACUUUUGACAUCCGCAGCUAAAAUGGAAAACAUGUAGAAAACACACGACAAAAUUUUGGAAUGAUAGAAGAUCAGAACAGGGAGAAAUGGUAGUGCUUAAUACUGAUACAGGUUUUGUUUAAUUAGAGACUCGUUUUUAUACGAUGAGAGGCGUGACCUUUCUUAAAUACGACCUAUCAUUGGAUGGAUAUAUCCUGGGCACCAGCAGUUUUGGAACCCUGGAUGCCCACUAAUUAUUGAUCAAGCUGUAAAUUCUGCAUACUGCUUCGGAAAUGAAAAUGCAGACAUUACCUCUUUGGGAAAGAUAUCUAAAAUGUUGGUGGCUAAUUCCAGUUAUCUUGACCGGUAAAACUUCUGACCAAAAAUAUUUCAUAGUUUAGUUAUGCGAAAUGAGACUCAUUCUAGUCAAAAUAUUGUGAAUGUGGAUCAAUAGUAAUGUUUUAGUUGCAGUGUUUUUUUAUUUUGAA
Molecule: messenger RNA, 1824 nt
Organism: Cornus florida
Lineage: Eukaryota; Viridiplantae; Streptophyta; Magnoliopsida; Cornales; Cornaceae
Product: protein RETARDED ROOT GROWTH, mitochondrial
Exons: 8
Coding region: 190-1329 (379 amino acids)
Source: RefSeq, a predicted model, not a curated record